AUCACAUUAUUCUCAGAAACCCAAAAAAACAAAAAAAUACUCAAUAAAAAUCCCUAAAACCCUUUUUCAUUCAACAAAAUCCGAAUGGAUCCGUACAACACAUUCUCAUCAUCGGCAGCCAUGGCACAAAAGACAUGGGAGCUAGAAAACAACAUAGUGACAAUGGAAACACCACAAUCAUCGGAAUCAGACAGCAUCUUCUACUACGAUGAAACAGCACAAGCGAAAUUCCAACAAGAAAAGCCAUGGGCAAACGACCCACAUUACUUUAAACGGGUAAAGGUGUCGGCUUUAGCGUUGUUGAAGAUGGUGGUACACGCAAGGUCAGGUGGGAAUAUAGAAGUGAUGGGGUUGAUGCAGGGGAAAACUGAUGGGGAUUGUAUUAUUGUGAUGGAUGCUUUUGCACUUCCUGUUGAAGGUACUGAAACCAGAGUCAAUGCUCAAGCUGAUGCUUAUGAAUAUAUGGUUGAUUAUUCCACCACUAACAAACAGGCAGGGAGGUUGGAAAAUGUUGUGGGCUGGUACCAUUCUCAUCCUGGCUACGGAUGUUGGUUGUCUGGUAUUGAUGUUUCUACACAGAUGUUAAACCAGCAGUUUCAAGAGCCGUUUCUGGCUGUUGUUAUUGAUCCAACCAGGACUGUUUCUGCUGGGAAAGUUGAGAUUGGAGCUUUUAGGACAUACCCGGAAGGGUAUAAGCCGUCAGAUGAACCUGUGUCCGAAUAUCAGACUAUUCCUCUUAACAAGAUUGAAGACUUUGGUGUCCAUUGCAAGCAGUAUUACUCAUUGGACACCACCUAUUUUAAGUCAUCUCUUGAUUGUCACUUGUUGGAUUUGCUUUGGAACAAGUAUUGGGUGAAUACACUUUCUUCUUCUCCUUUGCUUGGGAAUGGUGACUAUGUUGCAGGGCAGAUAUCAGAUCUUGCUGAAAAACUGGAGCAAGCUGAAGGCCAGUUAACACAUUCACGUUACGGACCUCUCAUAGCCCCCCCUCAAAGAAAGAAAGAGGAAGAAUCCCAACUUGCCAAGAUUACACGAGAUAGUGCAAAGAUUACUGUGGAGCAGGUUCAUGGGUUGAUGUCACAGGUUAUCAAGGACAUACUCUUCAACUCGGUUCGUCAAUCAAACAAAUCUCAUGCAGAGUGCUCAGGCCCCGAGCCUAUGGUCCAAUCAUGAAGAUAGUCCCUUGGUGUUAUGAUUGCUUGACAAUGAAACACUAGUACUUUAUGACUGAACAGUUUUGUUGCUUGUUCUUAUUGAUAUAAGUGUUCUUAAUUGUUCAAUCAUGUUAUAUUUUGCUACGGAUAUCUUGUUCAAGUAUCUAUUUGUUUCAUAA
This is a messenger RNA of Erigeron canadensis, 1333 nucleotides long. Its product is annotated as COP9 signalosome complex subunit 5a-like. Gene Ontology annotation, biological process: protein deneddylation. The transcript has 6 exons. The coding region runs from base 85 to 1173 and encodes 362 amino acids. Gene Ontology annotation, molecular function: metallopeptidase activity; protein binding; deNEDDylase activity. Gene Ontology annotation, cellular component: cytoplasm; COP9 signalosome. NCBI's taxonomy places the organism in Eukaryota, Viridiplantae, Streptophyta, Magnoliopsida, Asterales, Asteraceae. The record is from RefSeq and is a predicted model, not a curated record.